Molecule: messenger RNA, 2355 nt
Organism: Calidris pugnax (ruff)
Lineage: Eukaryota; Metazoa; Chordata; Aves; Charadriiformes; Scolopacidae
Gene: NOP2
Product: NOP2 nucleolar protein
Exons: 16
Coding region: 47-2143 (698 amino acids)
Biological process (GO): maturation of LSU-rRNA; rRNA base methylation
Cellular component (GO): nucleolus
Molecular function (GO): RNA binding; rRNA (cytosine-C5-)-methyltransferase activity
Source: RefSeq, a predicted model, not a curated record
GUGUGGCGGCGGGCCCGGCGGCGGCGGGUGUCGGUGUGGCGGCGCCAUGGGGAGGAAGCUAGACCCCACCAAGGAGAAGCGCGGCCCCGGGCGCAAGGCCCGCAAGCAGCGGGGGGCCGAGGUGGAGCUGGCCCGCUUCCUACCGCCAGAGCCAGAGACCGGCAAGAAGAAGCUCUCUAGUCACGGGCGGAAGAGGGCUGCCAAGAGGCGACUGGGAGCGGGCAGCGCCCCGGCGGGGAGGAGGCCGCUCGGCGGAGGAGGAGGAGGGCGGGAGCCGGCAGUUAAAGAGCAGGCCCCCCCGCAGAAGGAGAAACGUGCCAUAAAGGCAGCAGGACAAACCCCUCGUGGCCGGCCUGGCUUCAGUGACAGCAAUUCGAAAUGGCUGGCUCCAGCCAAAGCCAAGAAAAUCCAGGCUAAAGGAAACAACGUGGAGUUAUCCAGCGAUGGUGAGGUGGAAGAGGGCAGCUGGGAGAUGGAAGAGGAGGAGGAUGGGAGCAGUGAUGAGAUGGUGGAUGAUUAUGGUGCUUCAUCAUCAGAGGAAGAAGAGUUGCUGCCUAUUGAAAAAGCUGCCCUGAAGCAGAAGUCUGACAGGGGAGGUCUCAGUGAAGAUGACAGUGAAGAAGAGGAAGAGGAGGAGGACGAAGAGGAGGAGGAGGAGGAAGAGGCAGUAGAGAAGGCGAGCAGGCAGAAAACGGGACAGAAGGAGGAAGACAGCACAGAUCUGCAGCUCAACCUGGAUAUAGACGAGCAAUUUAAACUGCCAACCACUGAACAGAUAGAGAGAGAGGCCGCUGAGCCUCCUGACCUGCACGUCAUUCACCAGCGCAUCAAGGGCAACAUGGAGGUGCUGCAGGACUUUGGGGUGAAGCGGGAGGAAGGCCGCACGCGGCAGGAGUACCUCGCGGUGUUGCGCCAGGACAUGGCCGCCUACUACUCCUACAGUGACUUCUUGCUCACGAAGCUCAUGGACAUCUUCCCACUCCCUGAACUGAUAAACUUCCUGGAAGCCAAUGAGGUUCCCCGCCCCGUGACCAUUCGCACCAACACACUCAAGACACGGCGACGGGACCUGGCACAGGCUCUGAUCAACCGUGGGGUGAAUCUUGACCCCUUGGGGAAGUGGUCGAAAACGGGACUUGUUAUUUAUGACUCCUCCGUGCCCAUCGGUGCCACCCCUGAGUAUCUGGCUGGGCACUACAUGCUGCAAGGAGCCUCCAGUCUCCUCCCUGUCAUGGCUCUGGCUCCACAGGAGAACGAACGCAUCCUGGAUAUGUGCUGUGCCCCAGGAGGCAAGACCAGCUACAUAGCUCAGCUUAUGAAGAACACGGGUAUGAUCUUGGCCAACGACAGCAACGCCGAGCGGUUACGUAGCGUGGUAGGGAACUUGCAUCGUCUGGGAGUCACCAAUGCUGUAGUGAGCAACUGCGAUGGACGACAGUUCCCCAAGGUGCUUGGAGGGUUCGACCGUGUCUUGCUUGAUGCUCCUUGUAGUGGAACAGGCGUCAUUUCCAAGGAUCCCGCUGUCAAAACCAACAAGGAUGAGAAAGACAUCCUGCGCUGUGCUCACCUGCAGAAGGAAUUGCUUCUUAGCGCUAUAGAUUCAGUCAAUGCUGCCUCAGAGACAGGGGGCUACAUUGUCUACUGCACUUGCUCCAUCAUGGUGGAGGAGAAUGAGUGGGUUGUGGAUUACGCCCUGAAGAAACGCAACGUUCGUUUGGUGGCCACAGGCUUGGACUUUGGCAAGGAAGGCUUCACCAGGUUCAAAGACCGUCGCUUCCACCCCUCCCUCAAGACUGCGCGGCGUUUCUAUCCCCACACGCACAAUAUGGAUGGGUUCUUCAUUGCCAAGUUCAAGAAAUUCUCCAAUGCCAUUCCCCAGCCCCAGAAAGAUGAAGAACCCGCUGUGGAUGCAGCAACUCCGUCCACUGUCCCUGGGACCGUCAUGGAGCCUCCACCAAAAAAGAAGAAACUGGAGGGAUCCAAAGUUGUCAAAGAGCAGAAGCCACCACAGCCCGCUUUGAAGAAGAAACAUUCCCUGCAGGCACAGAGGAGACCCUUGAAGACUGGCCGGCCUUCUCCCAAAGUGAUGCGUUCUCAAGCCCCUCCCAGGAAGAAGCAUAAAGUGAAAACGAAUGGACAGUGAGAGGAACUGCUUUUCCAGGUGUUGGUCCCCUCCUCGGAGAGCAGAGGCUGGGGGCUGCCUCAGCAGUGCGUGUGCCACCGUGUCCUUCCUGCUCCGUGCAGAUAAUUUCUGCAGCACUGAGCGCCUGGGACAGCUGUAGCCCCUUUUGCUCCUUUCCCUCUCCAUCAAGGACUGAUGCGCUGGCCCAUUAAAAGUUUUAUACUCCUGCUCAA